Metarhizium acridum CQMa 102 is the source of this 4374-nucleotide messenger RNA. The record is from RefSeq and is a predicted model, not a curated record. NCBI's taxonomy places the organism in Eukaryota, Fungi, Ascomycota, Sordariomycetes, Hypocreales, Clavicipitaceae.
AUGGCUGGCAACAAGAAAAAGAAGAAGCCCGCUGCUAACCCGGCACGCGGCUUUGCCACUACCUCGAUUGCCUCCAAACCCCGGCCUGAAGUAUCCGACUCGGAAGCAAAGCCGUUGGCCGAUGGUGUUUCUGGCGCUUCUGCCCCUCCAUCCAAGGAAAAUGCCCCGCCAUCCGCAAAGUCCACGACUGGUGAUGGUCAUGGCAAUAUUGCCGCCCGGCAGAACAGCGAGGACAAGCCCUUGAGCCCCGAAGAGUUUGAAAGGCAGCUUGAAGAAUCCGAGCUGCAGCUCCUCGUCGAGAAGCAUUCCCAGAAAAUCAAGCGUGAUGCCCAGCGACAACGAACUCGACUAGAAACAGACCGACGCCUGCUCCGUAGCCAGGCUGAUCUGGUCAAUGCUCCAAAAUGGUUACCUCCAGACCUGGUGGAACAUAUUCUCGACCUCAUCAAGGCAGAGAUGAGGUUUGCCGGGUCAAGCUCGUCAUCCGAAAAUGUUGGCACUGGAAAGCUUCCGUCCGAGGAGGACAUGAUUGUUCGGCUGUGGACCUUGCGCCAGACCUUGACCGCUGCUGGAUUUCCCGAGGCACGAGUGGAAGCUGUUCUUAAACACAUUUUGGACAUUGCCACCAUUGUUUCUUCUUCUGUCAAAGACUCCAUCUGGGGCCUGGAUGAGGCCUUGGAGUGGCUUGCCCGAGAGUGCCCUGCUGAGGAACUUCCCUUAUACGAAUUCAAGGGCAAGCCUAUUCCCAGAGGUAUUUUCGACUUUGCGGCCUAUACCCCUACAGAUACCCCAAACGCAUCACGCCCCGGUACUCCCAAGCCUCAAUCACUCAACUCCGGCAAGAACAAAGCAAAUACUCGAGGAAGCAAGUCUGCAUCACCAAGUAAAAAGCUUGUCAUGACAUACGACCUAGACAUAGAGCCCGAAGAUCUGAUACCCGAAUACGUUUCCGCAAGAGCAAAGCAUCUUCAGCUCAGCCGUAGCGUCAGGCCAACCGAUAGCCAGGACAAGACACAACUAGAGAUUGCUCAGCUCGAAGCUAAAAUGAAAAAGAUCGAGAGUGACGUUCUUUUCGACAAGUUCAAUGCCGACCUUAAGUGGAAAUCCGAGAAGAUCCUUGUCGAAAGACAACUAGCUGCCGCCAAAAAGGAAGCACAAGCUGCGGUGGAGGAACUCAAGUCAAAAGCAGAGCAAUCACCAGAAGCCAAUGCCGACGAUAGUGUAAACGAUGAGGCAGAUCGUAUUGCUGCGGAAAUUUUGGCUCAAGAAGAUGAAGAUAGCGACACCAUUGCUGGACUUUUUGCAUCCCUCCCACAGAAUGAGGUGGAUCCAAACACGGGUAAAACGCAGACUGUUAUAGCCGCUGCAGAUGGUACUAAACUUGUCCUCCGAGACUUUGGUAAAUGGACAGGAGUGGGCCCUAGAAGAGUUUUGGAGGACUCUUGUCGCUCCAGAGACCCCUCUGUCAGAAUUACGUAUACUGUAGUCUCUGAAGCGACAUUUGCCAGCCGUCAAUCCGUUGAUAUUUGGUGGACAAAAGCUCAGGAGCUGCCUCACGUCUUGCCUAAUUCUGAUGUCGAAGUCGCCGCUGACGCGACGCACUUCACCUUCACAAUGAAAAGUAUUGCUGUGUCUGAUACCAAACAAUCCGAGGCUUAUGUCUCCACUGUGGCCCUUUUCCACAUAUUUAACGGUAAUUCGAAGGAUGAGAAAGUCGGUCUAAGACUACCCCCUGUUUGGAAAGACCUUUGGUCAGAAAUGGCAGAAGCGAAGAAGAACUAUGUGGAUGCUCAAGAUCGCGAAGCAGUGAGGUCGUUGAGAACCAUGGUUCGCCAACGACAAGAUCAAGAGCUAGAAGAUGGAGUUAUUGCCUUCCGAGGUCGUGGAGCAGCUAGAAACUCACCGGAUUCGACACAAAAUGGAUCUUUGGAUCGCUCAAGGCUCAACACUGCUGGUGUAGAAUCGUUGCAGAGAAUCUGGUUUGACAAAGCUCGGGGUGAAAAGUUCCAAUCCAUGUUGAAAUUCCGAAUGCAGCUCCCCAUGUGGCAGUUUCGACCGCAAGUCCUUGCGGCUGUUGACGACAACCAAGUCGUCAUUGUCUGUGGAGAAACGGGAUGGAUUUCGGCAAUCUCUCUGGCCAGGCGCGUAAGCGAUGAACUUGGUGAAAAUAAGGGUGAUUUAGGUACCAACAGAUCCCUUGUGGGAUACUCCAUUCGUCUUGAAGCCAACACAUCUCGGGAGACGAGACUGGUCUUCGCUACGACUGGUAUUGUUAUGCGAAUGUUGGAGGGAUCUAACGAUCUACGUGAGGUUACACAUUUGAUUCUUGACGAGGUUCACGAACGAUCUAUCGACAGCGAUUUCCUUCUCAUCGUCCUCAAGAGGCUCUUGACGAAGAGAAAAGACCUCAAAGUUGUGCUUAUGUCUGCCACAGUCGACGCCGAACGGUUCUCGGCAUAUUUGGGUGGCGCACCAAUUCUGAAUGUACCUGGUCGAACAUUCCCAGUGGAUGUACGCUAUCUGGAAGAUGCUGUUGAACUCACAGGAUACCGGCCGAGCGACUCCCCUGAGGAGAAGAUGGUCGAUCUUGAUGAUGACGUUGUAGAGGGAGAGGGCAACGGUCCAAAGAGUGAAAUCUCUCCGAGCUUAUCGGCCUACUCUCCGCAGACGAGAAGCACUUUAACUCAAUUGGACGAAUACCGCAUCGACUUCGACCUAAUUUUACAGCUCAUGGUGUGUAUUGCCUCGGAUGAGUCCCUCGCAUUUUACAGUAAGGCAAUCCUAGUAUUUUUGCCAGGUAUUGCUGAAAUUCGAACUCUCAACGACAUGCUCCUUGGAGACCCGCGAUUCGCCAAAGACUGGCUGGUAUACCCUCUCCAUUCUUCUAUUGCUACUGAGGACCAAGAAUCGGCCUUCCUCGUGCCACCGCCAGGAGUGCGCAAGAUUGUGCUCGCCACCAACAUCGCCGAGACUGGUAUCACAAUCCCGGAUGUCACUUGUGUUAUCGACACCGGAAAGCAUCGCGAGAUGCGUUUUGACGAGAAAAAACAGCUAUCUCGACUGAUUGAUACCUUUAUUUCUAGAGCCAACGCGAAACAAAGACGAGGCCGUGCUGGUCGUGUCCAAAAUGGUCUCUGUUUCCAUAUGUUCACAAAGUAUCGGCACGACUGCAUUAUGAGUGACCAGCAGACACCUGAAAUGCUUCGUUUAUCUCUACAGGACCUGGCUAUUCGCGUCAAGAUUUGCAAGAUUGGCCGGAUCGAAGAGACACUUAGCGAUGCGCUGGAUGCUCCAUCUGCUAAGAAUAUUCGCCGAGCUAUUGAUGCAUUGGUAGAUGUUCGUGCCUUGACAACAGCCGAAGAACUCACUCCUUUGGGCCACCAGCUCGCGAGAUUACCUCUUGAUGUGUUCCUGGGUAAGCUUAUCUUGUUGGGCACAGUAUUCAAAUGUCUCGACAUGUCUAUCACCGUUGCUGCUAUUCUCUCAUCCAAGUCACCCUUUUCUGCCCCCUGGGGUCAGCGUACACAAGCCGAUAAUGCACGAAUGGCCUUCCGUCGAGCAGAUUCCGACCUUCUCACCAUAUACAACGCCUACCUUGCCUGGAAGCGAGUAUGCCAAGUCAACAGCGGCGGGGGCAAAGAAUUUCAGUUCUGUCGCAAGAAUUUCCUCAGUCAGCAGACGCUGGCCAAUAUCGAAGACUUGAAGGGCCAACUGCUUGUAUCCCUAGCAGACUCGGGCUUCCUCUCCUUAACAGAGGAAGAGCGCCGUACACUGGCACGUCUUCGAUUCGCACAGGGUCGUCGGCGCCAGCAAAACUUUUACGAAGUUCCUCGACGAGUCAACAUCAAUAGUGAAAAUGACUUGAUUUCCUCAUCGGUCAUUGCCUGGAGCUUCUACCCCAAGCUUCUUGUUCGCGAUACACCCGGUACGAAAGGUCUCCGUAAUAUUGGCAAUAAUCAGAACAUCAGUUUGCACCCGUCCUCCGUGAAUAGAGGCUUCUUGGACAUUAAAUGGCUAUCCUACUAUCACAUUAUGCAGUCAAAGACUGUUUAUCACGCGCAUGAAACCACUGCGGUUGAACCAUUUGCCAUUGCCCUUCUUUGCGGCGACGUCCGCUGCGAUAUGUUCUCGGGUGCAAUUGUCCUCGACGGUAACAGAGGACGCUUCGCCCUACCGGACUGGAAGACUAUGCUCGUCCUCAAAGUCCUCCGUACUCGACUCCGCGAAUUACUUACUCGUUCGUUCAAACAACCGGGUAAAUUACCGACUGCCCAGCAAGAGAAAUGGCUAGAAGUGUGGCAGAAGUUGUUCACGCAAGAUCAGAGAGACGAUGGGAAGAGCAGUGGUGUAUCUGUGGCUGUGACUAAGGCAUAG